ACUGGAAAUUUAACAAUACAACCCAACAAGAAGGAAACCCAGCCAACUGUGUGGUAAAAGGGUAGCCAGAUUGGCACAUAUCUACUUUUGAAUUUUAAUUGGCCCACACUGGUGCAACCACAUACUGUCUAUUACCCAUUGGUUGUCUAAAUCUGGGUGACACAUUGAAAUAGCAGGAAAUACAAGUCAAGUGACAGUUACAGGACUUUUUCCUGUAACUGUCACAGAUGUUUUUUAUACCUCCGUUCAAUAGGCCAGGCAGGUCUAAUGAGCCCAGGCAGUGCUAGAGUUUUGUAUGUAAUAGCAGGUUUCCAACAUAAUAUUUAAACUAAUUUGAUGUCAAGCUACUGAUUAAAACAAACUGGACUCCCCAUUGCCACAGCCUAAGAGUAGACUAAGCUGCAGGCUUGGUCUAGUCUCCAAUGGAAGAAGUUGCAGCCAACACAGUGGAAGAUAACUCCAUUGAAAAUGCUCGUUCUGCUGGGGGCUUAUAUGCUAAGAUUACUUUGGUAAUUUACGUGGUAUGUUUCUGUGGCUUGUUGUCAGGGGCUUCCAUUUCUUUGGCUGCUCGUUAAAAGACAACACUGCCAUCUGGCGUUGUACGUUAUAAGAAAGCUAGUGUAGAUUCUUGACUAAACAGAACAACCAAAAUAUAUACAACACAAAUAUACAAAAUAUAUGCAACAAAAUUAAAUAUGCUAUAGCUUCGUGUAAUUUGAAGUUCCGUUUCAUGUGAGAGAGUGAGGGUGACGACACAUAUUUACAGAAAACGCAAGAUUAUCGGGGAUUGGUUAGUGAUGACUGAUUGGUCUGCCAGACCAGUGCAGUCGAGCCAGAAAAAAGAUUGACACUCUGCAGGGCAACGGAAGUUGCCUCCUGCAUCCUCAUCAAUAAACUUAUGGGCCUGUUUUAUACCGAGACUCACUAGUGGGGAGGCUUUGGGAAUACUGGCCUCCAUGUUAACACAGACCUGCCCCCGCUGCCAUGUCCUCCACCUCUGUGUCAACAUCCACUUGUGGUGGUGAUGCUGCCAUUGCGUCCGAUCAGGCUCUGCUGGCCUCAGACCGCUACGCCAGACUCAUCCUGGCCCAGAUGAACAAGAUGCGGCUCCGCACCGACUUUUGUGACGUGGGGCUGAAAGUUGGCGGCCGGGUCUUCAGGGUCCACCGACUGGUGCUUGCUGCUAGCAGUCCAUACUUCUCCGCUCUGUUCUCUGGGGGGAUGAGGGAGGCUGAUAAAGAGGAGGUGCAGAUCCUUGGAGUUGAGACUGAAGUCUUUGAGGUUUUGUUGGACUUCAUAUACACAGGCAUGAUCAGUGUGACAGUGGAGAAUGUUCAGGAGCUGAUGGUGGCAGCAGACAUGCUGCAGCUGAAUGAGGUGGUGUCUAUCUGUGGAGAGUUUCUCAAGGGCCACAUGGACCCAUCCAACUGUGUGGGCAUUUUUCAGUUCCUAGAGCAGAUUGCCUGUAUGGACAUGUUGGAGUUCACUGAGAACUACAUCCAUGUUCACUUUCUGGAGGUGUGUGUCACAGAUGAGUUCAGGGGCCUAUUGAAGGAUCAGCUGGUGAGGCUGCUGAGAAGUGAAGAGUUGAGAAUUGAGGAUGAGUACCAGGUAUUCACUGCAGCCAUGGACUGGGUUCUCCAAGAUGUUGCAAAGAGGAAAAAACAUAUAGUGGAGGUGCUGGAACCAGUCCGCUUUCCGUUGUUGUCCCCACAGAGACUGUUCAAGUACAUAGAGGGUAUUACAGACUUCAGCCUGCGGGUGGCACUGCAGACUCUGCUAAAGGAAUACACUGAAGUCACAAAGUCUCCCAAAGAAAAUAAAAUGUUCAGUCAGCUACAACCAGCCAAGAUGAGACCCAGAAGAAAAGCCAGGAAAUACCUCUAUGCCAUAGGAGGCUACACUCGGCUGCAGGGCGGCCGCUGGAGUGACAGUCGGGCGUUGAGCUGUGUGGAGCGCUUUGACACCUUUAACCAGUAUUGGACCACUGUGUCAUCCCUGCACCAGGCUCGCAGCGGGCUGGGAGUCGCAGUACUGGAGGGCAUGAUCUAUGUGGUGGGAGGGGAGAAAGAUUCAAUGAUUUUUGACUGCACAGAGAGAUAUGACCCGGUGACCAAGCAGUGGGCCGCUGUAGCGUCUCUAAACUUUCCUCGCUGUGGAGUUGGUGUCUGUCCCUGCCACGGAGCUCUGUAUGCACUUGGUGGUUGGAUUGGCUCUGAGAUUGGGAAGACCAUGGAACGAUACGACCCAGAGGAGAACAAGUGGGAGGUCAUUGGCAGCAUGGCAGUUCCCCGUUACUACUUUGGCUGCUGUGAGCUACAAGGGUUUAUUUAUGUGAUUGGAGGAAUCAGUGAUGAAGGGAUGGAGCUACGCUCAGCUGAGGUGUAUGACCCCAUAUCCCGUCGAUGGAGUGCCCUGCCCGUCAUGGUCACACGUCGAGCCUAUGUGGGCGUUGCAUGCCUCAAUAACUGCAUCUACGCGGUCGGCGGCUGGAAUGAAGCACUGGGUGCUUUGGAGACAGUGGAGAAGUACUGCCCAGAAGAGGAGAAAUGGGUUGAAGUGGCCCCGAUGUCUACAGCUCGUGCAGGUGUGUCAGUGUCAGCAGUGAAUGGGCUGCUUUACGCUGUCGGGGGCAGGGCCGCCAGCAGAGAUUUCUCUGCCCCUGUGACGGUGGACUCGGUGGAAAUCUAUGACCCUCAUCUGGAUACCUGGACUGAAGUCGGCAACAUGAUUACCAGCCGCUGUGAUGGUGGACUGGCUGUGCUCUGAUGACCUGGAAUAUUCAAAUUGUGAACUUCCAUAUCGGCACCCAUUCAUCCCAAAAAUGCAUAAACAGACGAAAAGCUGCACUUAAAGAAACACUGAAGUGUGUUUCUGUAUCGGCUUUCACAUUAUCAAAUAUGUUAUUUAUAUGUGGGUUUGACUUUUUUUUUUUUUGCUUUUUUCCAUUUGUCCAGUACAGUUGACAUUUAUUGACCAUAAGAAUAUGACAGAAAAUUUAAAACUGGAAAACUGCCAAAAUUGCUUCAGCUUACUCUGUUACAUGACUGGUUUGUAUCUCUAAUUUCAAAUUACUGAACAAUUUUACAAUCAGAGUGGCAACACUUUUUUUCUCUUAUGUGUAUUUAAAAGGCAAAUCCAUGCCUGUGGAAAUUUUUCACAGUGGAGGACCAGAGAGUUUUUCUUCUCAAGUGUAAGAGUCCUAUGGUGACUAAACUCUUCGUGGAUGAGACAUGAAAACAGUUUGUUUGUUUUCUCUUUAUUUUUCCUACAGAAAAUAUUUGGGUUGAGUGCUUUGCUAUUUUAUAAGACCACUUGAGCCAAGUUUAUAAUGGGACAAAGUUCCAAAAGUGAUUUUCUGUAAAUAACUGUAAACUUGAAAAGCACAUCACUGUUUUCACAUCAGUGCAGUUAUUGGUAGUUUUCACUGGAUUAUUUUUGUAUAUAUGAUAUUCUAAUUAUGACUCUCUGUACCUAUUAACACUUUAGAAAGAAAAAAGAAGAAAAAGAAGAGUUCUAUCAUUUCACAUCAUCAGUGGCACCUGAAAUUACUACAGUUUACAUUGAAUUCACAUUUCAACUUUCUGAUGUUGAGAUACACAACAUAACUAUAAGACAAUGCACAUGUUUAGGAAUGUGUUUACCUUCUUUAUGGUAAGUUAUCAUGUUUCCUCUUCGGAUGUUGGAGCUCGUCAUGGUUGCUAGUUGGGUGGAGCUGUUGCCCAGCGACAGCAUUUCCUUUCAUGUACCGUUAUCCUUUUGCAAACAACAGAAUGUUAAAUGAUACGCAACAGUAAUGACAUCUUUUAUUGGUUGCCUUCAGACUGAAUAAACUUAAUAAGAGUUGUGAGCAUGCUGGGUUUAAAA
Scatophagus argus is the source of this 3867-nucleotide messenger RNA. It is a transcript of the gene klhl27, whose product is annotated as intracisternal A particle-promoted polypeptide. Gene Ontology annotation, molecular function: actin binding. The transcript has 10 exons. The coding region runs from base 985 to 2769 and encodes 594 amino acids. The record is from RefSeq and is a predicted model, not a curated record. NCBI's taxonomy places the organism in Eukaryota, Metazoa, Chordata, Actinopteri, Scatophagidae.